Molecule: messenger RNA, 267 nt
Organism: Heterotrigona itama
Lineage: Eukaryota; Metazoa; Arthropoda; Insecta; Hymenoptera; Apidae
Source: the annotation of a GenBank genome assembly
AUGCAACUCGAAUACUCUGCUGGCGGAGGCAUCCAGAAAUUCUUCGGAAAAUAUACAGAGGACCGGAUAUUUGGACAAGUUGCUCAAGAACUUACAGCAACUUAUUUAUUAUUUAUUAACAUAUCAAUGAGAUAUGAAAGUAUGAUGUCAAAAAGCAAACAGAAAAUUGUAAGAAGCAUUUUACGAAAAGAAGCAUUUUACCCUGAGUUGAUGAUGGAUCCUCGCAAGAUGCUGAUGUACGGCCUCGCGUCCGGAGAACGCCUCUAA